AGCAAGCAAUAACUUCGUUAAAACUCCCAAGUGAAAAAAACAGCGAAAGAAUCCAGUAACGUCAUCUUCCAACAACAACAUUCUUGUGACACAAAAACACCGCCACAACCACCGUUGUCGCCGCCGCUUUCAAAUGGAUGCCGCAGAACCUGCUGUGGUGGCUGAGAGAGAGCAUGAAACUGAAGAUGGAGAAGAAGAAGUGGGUGCGAGGAAGGAGGAAGAAGGUGUUAGGGACUUGGAGAAAGGGGAAGAAAUGGGUGUUGGUGGAGAGAGCAAUGAUGGUGUUGCUCACAAUCACAAUGAUCAUGAAGAGUUUAAUCUCUCAAGGUUCAACAGGUUGAACCCCACUAACCCUUUGAGGAUUGUCAUUAAUAGUUCCACUAGAGCUGCAACUCCUUCUCCUGCUGCUGCUGCUCAAUCUCAACGUUCUCACCCACGCUCUAUUCCAAUUCCAACCCAACAACCACAACCACAACCACAACAACAUCAUCAACAUCAGCAGCAACCAGUGACCCUGAAUUCCAGAAAAUAUACCAAUAGAAUAUCCUUGUUUCUGUUUGUUGUCCACAUGUUUAUAGCUAUUGCUCUUGUGGGUUUUCUUGUAUUCAAGGGGGUUCAAGGGCUUAUACUAGAAUCAGAAUCUAUGAAGAGGAAAAAGAAAAACAUGUUAAAGUUUUUCCUUCCUCAAGUGGAAGCUGCUUCUUUCAUGAGCAUAAUUCUUGCUUUUAUUUGGCAACAAGCAAUCAGAAAAUGGCCCACGUUUAUGGUCCAUUUCAUAUUGUGGUUCACUUUUGUGAUGUCUCUGGCUGCUGGGAUUCUUCUAAUUUGCUUCCAAAAGCCUCCCACAGAUGGUGUUGGGGUUUGUUUCAUUGCUUUUGCAAUUGGCAAUGGCUUAUAUGCUUGUUGGGCUAGUAACAGAAUCAAGUUUUGUUGUAAGAUCUUGAAUUUAUCACUUCAACCUUUAUCCAAAUUCCCUGAUUUGAAUAAACCCACUUAUUACAUGCUUGGGGCUGGAUUCUUGUGGAUAUCACUAUGGAGUUUAGCAGUGAUUGGAUCCUUGAAUUUUUACUUUCCCCCUUUGGUAAUCCUUGCAUUGGUGCUGAGUUUGGCUUGGACUACAGAGGUUAUGAGGAAUGUUGUUAAUAUCACUGUUAGUAGGGUUAUUGCCUUGUAUUAUCUGAGGGGAAUGCAAUCUAGCACCCAAUUUUGUUUUCUGAGAGCGUUGACCCGGAAUCUUGGAAGUGCUUGUUUGGGGUCUCUCUUUGUGCCUGCAAUUGAAGCCCUGAGAGUUGUUGCACGGGCGCUGAAUUUGCUUGAGGGAGAAGAUGAGUUCAUGUUUUGUUGUGCUCGUUGUUGUUUGGGAGUCAUGGAAUCCAUUUUCAGAAAUGGCAAUAGUUGGGCAUACGUGCAGAUAGCAGCUUAUGGAAGAGGUUUUGUAAUGGCAUCGCAAGAGACUUGGGCCCUAUUUGAGAAGGAAGACAUGGUGGCAGUUGUAGACUCCGAUAUAACCAGUUCAAUUUGCUUCCUCACAGGAGUUUGCAGUGGCUCAAUGUGUGUCAUUGUUGUGGCUGCUUGGACUCACACAGUGCACAAAAGUUUCACAGCCACCCUUUCCCUUCUCACAUUCUUCAUUGGAUACCUUUUGACUAGGAUUGCCAUGGCAGUGCCUCAUGCUUGUGUGAGUUGUUACUAUGUGUGCUAUGCUGAGAAUCCAGAGAACAGGUUGUUUGAUAAAACAAUUAAAGAUCGCCAAGCCUUGUUAGAAACUCGCCGUGAAAUGGUUGUGCCAACACCAAGGGGAGUUAGGAGGUAUACAAAGACUUAGGCGAUGAUUGGAUACCAUUUUAGUGCAAUAUCAAUGGACUUUCAUCUCACUUUAUAUCUCGAAGUGGGUGAAUAUUGACGUUCGUCGGCACUGGAGCCAACGGGUAUCCAAAGAUAGCCUAGUGUAAUUUGCUUUUACCAUGUGAGAAUUCAUGUUAAUGGUGGCUUUAAGAUAUGACAUAGCCUUUGGUAGGAUGCACCCACUUGUGGGGUGGGUAGGGCAUUACCAUGACGAAAGGGGUUGAAUUGAAGUCCUUAGAAAAAUCCAUGACGGCUAAGGAAUUGUUGAGAAUGAUCUGGCUUAAACAGAUUUUUGUAUUGGGAUAGAAGGAACGUUGAGUAAAAUGAGACUAAUCAACAAGGCCACUAAAGAAAGUGACCUUGUGGUCCCGUCCUUGUAAUAUUAUGUAUAUUUUUUUGCAUAUAUACUUUUAGGAUAUUCCAAAUGGUAAAGUCCCAUCAUUAUUUUAUUGUAAGAGGUGCGUAGAAGCCACUAACUUUUAUUUAUUUAUUCUUGGGGUUCUUUAUCAA
Lotus japonicus is the source of this 2355-nucleotide messenger RNA. RefSeq names its product protein PNS1. Gene Ontology annotation, biological process: transmembrane transport. The record is from RefSeq and is a predicted model, not a curated record. The transcript has 5 exons. Gene Ontology annotation, molecular function: transmembrane transporter activity. Lineage: Eukaryota; Viridiplantae; Streptophyta; Magnoliopsida; Fabales; Fabaceae. Gene Ontology annotation, cellular component: membrane. The coding region runs from base 134 to 1825 and encodes 563 amino acids.